Molecule: messenger RNA, 550 nt
Organism: Propithecus coquereli (Coquerel's sifaka)
Lineage: Eukaryota; Metazoa; Chordata; Mammalia; Primates; Indriidae
Gene: NDUFA11
Product: NADH dehydrogenase (ubiquinone) 1 alpha subcomplex, 11, 14.7kDa
Exons: 4
Coding region: 66-491 (141 amino acids)
Biological process (GO): mitochondrial respiratory chain complex I assembly
Source: RefSeq, a predicted model, not a curated record
CUGCCCUUGGGCGCGUGGAGCUGGUGGGGUCCGCUGUGCGGUUCCCGGGCUAGCGGUGAGCUACCAUGGCGCAGAGGCUCCUUCGUCAGUACUGGGACAUCCCCGACGGCACCGACUGCCACCGCAAAGUCUACGCCAGCGCCAGUAUCGGCGGCGCCACCGGCCUGGCGGUCUCUGCCUACAGCCUCUCGCUCUGGCCCACGGACACCAUCCUCGAGGGAGUGGCCAAGGCCGGGCGGUACACGUUCACUGCAGCCAUGAUCGGAGCCAUGUUUGGCCUCACCUCCUGCGUCAGCGCCCAGGUCCGCGAGAAGCCCGACGACCCCCUGAACUACUUCAUCGGAGGCUGUGCCGGAGGCCUGACCCUGGGAGCGCGCACUCACAACUACGGGAUCGGCGCCACCGCCUGCGUGUACAUGGGCACAGUGGCCGCCCUGGUCAAGAUGGGCCAACUGGAGGGCUGGGAGCUGUUUGCGAAACCCAAGGUGUGAGCCCGCCGUCUGCCAGGGCCUCGGCGGGUCCAGAUGUAUCUAGAAAUAAACUGCGUGUA